AUGGCGCUCGAUCGGAUGCGCGAGCAGCGCGCGAUGAAGCUGCUGGACGCGCUUCAAGACGACCUGCGAGCUCAAAUGCGGCUUGAGAAGGACGAGUUGGGUCGGAAUGGCGAGAACAAGAGAGCUAGUGUGCGACGGAAGGCGAGGAUCGCUCGACUUUCGGACCCAAACGAGCGCGAGCGGAUCUGGAGUCGCGAACAAUUACCUUCGUACGAGUUUCUCUGUGUUUGUGAAAAGGGUGUUGCAAUUCGCAGUCUUCCGAAGAAGCGCGAGUUCUGGCGUGAAGUCGACGUGUCUGUAUGGCGCAAGGCCGAGUUGGACGCUGCAUGCACAUUGCUCGAUCUCCCUGUAAGCGGCAAGAAAUUGGAACUCGUUGCUCGCAUCCAGGACUGGGUCCAUGAGCCUGAAAUUCUCGCUCGUCUGGAAGAGCAGCGGCUGCUUGAGCUGCAACAAGACGCGAUUUUAGGUCAGUGGAUCUUUCGAGGUGGCCACGUCACUCACGUUUACACAGGCUUUGAUGCCAACUUCGCGUUUGCCCGAACCGAAGAUGGCCAACAGCAAGAGCAAGAAGAUCAACACAAGCGCAACUCGGAGACCGAGAACUCAGCUUGUGGUGAAGGUCGAGAGUAUGGCGAGUUGGGAGCGUCUGAGUAUGGUAGUAAGCCCACCACAGAAGAGCCGAUACGCGUCGAAACAUUGUGCAAGUUUCACGUGGCUACUGUGAGCGUGGGCAACACGCACACCGCAGCUAUCACGGACAAAGGAAAGGUAUACGCGUGGGUGCUGGAUGUGUGUUGCGGCAGUUGGCAUACGCUCUGUAUCGCCCGUGAUCGAGACGAAAUAUUUCCAGUUCGAGCGCCUCGAAGGGUCCUAGGCUCACCCGCUUCAACCAGCAGCGAUAGCACCGGCGGCUUCGUGUACAGCUUCGGGAGCGGUCUUCAAGGACAGCUUGGCCUGGGAAAGCAGAAGCUCGCGGCUCUACCAAGUACCUGCGCCUUGGCUGUCGACGGCAACCUGUACACGUGGGGCCAGACCGCCUCGGGCUGCCUGGGACGGAAGGGCUCCGAGGUCGGCGCGACGGAUCUGCCCGAUCCGGGCGUCGUGGACCGCGGCAGCUUCCGCAACUACGGCGUGGGGCCCAUCGUCUCCAUCGCGGCGGGGCACGGCUUCACGUUGUUCGCCACGGGCCCCUGGGACUCCCAGGCUGGGAGCCGCGCGAAGCAGCAGUUCCAGCUGCAGACGACCAGCGCCCCGUCCUCGUCGCAGGGCAACAUGGUCGACACGGGCGUGUACCGCUACGAGCGCAAUCGCGCGAGCCACGAGUUCUUCUCGCCGGGGCCACACGCCACCACGCGCACGGCCACGGCGCCGUCAGCCAUCUUCAACCUCGUGAGCACCAUCAUCGGCGGCGGCAUCCUGUCGCUGCCCUUCGCCUUCGACAAGUGCGGCAUCGUGGUGGCGCUCGUGUUCAUGGUCAUCGCCGCCUCCGCCUCCACCUUCAGCCUCUACGUGAUCGUCAGCUGCAGCCGCCGCGGACGCGCCGCCUCCUACGAAGAAGUCGUGCGCAAGGCGCUCGGCGCUCGGGCCGGCCGCGUCACCGUCGUGCUGCUCGUGCUGCUCACGUUCCUCACGCUCGUGGCGUACGUCAUCCUCACCAAGGACCUGGUGGGCUCUCUGGGCGCGCGCUUCCUCUACAACCGGCCGGUCACCGAGGCGGAGCAGAACGUCCUGACGAUUUGCUGCGUGCUGCUCGUGUCGCCGGCGCUGCUGGCGCGCUCUAUGGACGCGCUGCGCUUCACCUCCAUCUUCAGCCUCGUGUCGGUGUUGGUGCUGGCCAUCGCCAUUACGGUCCGAGCCGUGGGCACGACGUUCAAGCGUGAAGAAACCAUUGAAGUCGAGGCAGAGCCGCAGAUCCCCAUCAAGAUGGUCCCCGACAGCUGGGCAGACGCCGCCUACGCCUUCCCCAUCAUCUCCGUGUCGUUCCUCUGCCACUUCAACGUGCUGCCGGUGUAUCGCGAGCUGCACAAGCCCACGCGCCACCGUCUCAAAAAGAUCGUGGCGUCGACGAUGUUCUCGACGUGGCUGUUCUACAUCCUCGUCGGAAUCAUGGGCUACCUCUUUGCGUUCCGGCAGCAGGGCGGCGUCCAAGGUGACAUUCUCAACAACUUCAGCGACAACGACCCGCUGGUGAACCUCGGACGCCUCGGUCUGCUGGUCACCAUUCAGCUGAGCUUGCCGCUGAUCAUCCAGCCUUGCCGCGCCAACCUGCUCCGGCUGGCCAAAAUCAUCCGCAGCUUCAUCCGCGGCCGUGCCAAAGUUUACGAUGCCCCGGACUCUUCCGACUCGGAUAACGAAGAAGAGGCUCCUGCAGGAGAGGGGACUGCGCUGCUGCCUACCAGCGCCAAUGGAACCAGCAUCAUCAAUGCCGCGUCCUCAUCUCCACGGAGACUCAAGUCGACCGUCGUGCACGUGCUGCUCACUGUUGCCAUCAUGGCCAGUGUCAUCACGAUCGCGCUGCUGUCACCCGGCGUGGCUGUUGUGUGGAACCUCAUGGGCUCCACCGUUGGCCUCCUGAUCUCGUACGUCCUGCCGUGCGUGUCCUACGUGUGCAUUAGGCGCGAGAAGCCCAACACGGACCGUCGCAAGCUCACUGCCUGGAUCAUCCUAGCGAUCAGCUCCGUCGUGUGCGCCGUGUGCACGAUCCAGGCGUUUGUGUCCGUCUUCAGUCCAUAG
Messenger RNA from Phytophthora sojae, 2733 nucleotides. RefSeq lists its product as hypothetical. The coding region runs from base 1 to 2733 and encodes 910 amino acids. Gene Ontology annotation, biological process: amino acid transmembrane transport. Lineage: Eukaryota; Oomycota; Peronosporomycetes; Peronosporales; Peronosporaceae. Gene Ontology annotation, molecular function: amino acid transmembrane transporter activity. The record is from RefSeq and is a predicted model, not a curated record. The transcript has 10 exons.